UUCAAGAAACAAGAACUGGGGGUCCGAUCGCACCGGCGCGGGAGCCAUGGUGUCGUUCAGGCCGCCGCCGCUGCUCUGGCUGCUGGUGGAGCGGCGCAGGCCAGCUUCCACUUCGGCCCGGGCUGGCGGCCCCUGCGCGGGAAACAGCUCACCCAGUUGGGGCGCAAGACAUACCCCCGGCCUCAUGAGUACCUGUCCCCAUCGGAUCUGCCCAAGAGCUGGGACUGGCGCAACGCGGAUGGGGUCAACUACGCCAGGGUCACCAGGAGCCAGCACAUCCCCCAGGCCGGCGGCCUCAGCGCCACGGCCGACUGGAGCCCCAACAAGCGCAAGGGGGCGUGGCCUUCAGUGCAGCACGUCAUCGACGGCGGCAACGCCGGCUUCUGGGAGGCGGGCGACCACCUGCAGGGGUGGGAGCACGCCCGCCCGCGCCGCAUCCCCGACGAGACCCGCAACAACGACCAGGCCAAGGACCAAGAGUGUGACAAGUUUAACCAGUGCGGAACCUGCACCGAAUUCAAAGAGCGCCGUGUCAUCCAGAACUACACCCUUUGGAAAGUUGGCGACUAUUGCUCGGUCUCCGGGAGGGAAAAGGUGAUGGCGGAAAUCGACACAAAUGGUCCCAUCAGGGGCGGUACGAUGGCAACAGAAAAGAGGUCUAACUACACUGGAGGCAUCUAUGCUGAAUACCAGGACAAGUCCUACAUAAACCACAUCAUUUCCGUGGCUGGGUGGAUGGAGUACUGACUUGUCCGGAAUUCAUGGGGCGAGCGAGGCUGGAUCAGGAUAGUGACCAGCACCUACAAAGAUGGGAAGGGUGCCGAUUACAACCUUGCUAUUGAGGAGAACUGCACAUUUGGGAACCCCAUCGUUUAAGGCAGACGUCUCCAACGAGCAGUUCUUAAAGAAAUGAUCUCAUGAGCCGUAACCAGAGGGGAUCGCAUCAUCACGGGCACUGGGUUGGUACUGCCAUGGUUCGAAAGAACUGGGGGUUGAUGUUCAAGUGUCUGACUCCUGGUAACGGCACUGAGCACGGAGGAGAGACACCCGUCAAAAUGCCUCAUGGCCUGAAAGAGGGUUCCCAGGGGAGAGUCUAAGGGGGGGACGACUCAGCACCUGCACAGGACUGCUUCCUGUCAUGAUGCCGGCAGCGAACCAUCUACCUGGAGAAGAGUGAUCACCAAACAGUGAAAGAUGUGACCUACAUUUUCUUCAAUAAAUGAUUUGGCAGCUAUGGUUUGUGAUAUAUUUAAGAGGUAAAACAGUUCAGACUUAUCACCAGUUCCUUUGUCACCUUGAAAUCAAUGGUGGGGUAGUGGGGGGAGAUGCCAAUUUCAA
Physeter macrocephalus (sperm whale) is the source of this 1338-nucleotide messenger RNA. RefSeq names its product cathepsin Z-like. Gene Ontology annotation, biological process: proteolysis. NCBI's taxonomy places the organism in Eukaryota, Metazoa, Chordata, Mammalia, Artiodactyla, Physeteridae. The record is from RefSeq and is a predicted model, not a curated record. Gene Ontology annotation, molecular function: cysteine-type peptidase activity.